UGGUUCCUGCUGGCUGAAGGUCUGACAUCAUCAUCAUCAUCAUCGUCAUCGUCAUCGUCAUCGUCAUCGUCAUCAUCAUCAUCGUGCAGACCAGAACCAGAACCAGAACCAGAACCAGUCAGCUCCAGUUCAGACAGGAUGUUCCGGUACACUCCUCCCUGGCAGGUUCUGUGUCACAGUCUGGACCAUGACACCAAGAAACCCUCGGCAGUUGACCGUCAGGAUGUUCUGACUCCUCAGAGUUUCCAAACAUCGAGCUCCGUUCAGCGUCUUCCUCCAUCAGAACCUCUGCCCGCCGCCGGCCACGCAGCUCCUCCUGCCACCAUGGACAGCGUCCCCCGGAGGUGGGUGCUGAAGCCGCUGUCCCCCCUGCUGCAACCCUCAGACCUGCGCACCAUCGCCGGCCCCCCCCGCAGCGACUCCUCUGACCUCGACGAUCCGGUCUUCACCUCUGACAGCAUCUCCGUCGCUCGUAGUCAUUCCUCGGUGGUCGUCUCCUCGCAGCAGGGUGACGGGUCCGGGGACGUGGUGGUUCAGGGCCGGCUGGUCGCGGUGUCACAGGAUGGAGGGAGCACCAGCGACGAGUGGCAUCCCAGCAGCCCCAGCAGUCCCAGCAGUCCCAGCAGUCCCAGCAGCAGCCUGGGCUCUCACUGCGGCUUCUACUCCUUCGUAGAGGAUCCGGUGAGUCCCGAAGCCGAGCAGAACGAAGCCUGGAUGGUCUCACCGCAGCGACAGACUCAGCUGGCAACCCUGAAGGAGGAGAAAGGAUUCAAACUACAGACCUACACAAGCAGCAGGAAGCCAGAGAGUCUGUUCGCAGAGAGCAACGGAGACUCACAGUACAACCUGGAUUUGAAGAACAACGUCGAAGUGGUCCGGGAGGAAGAGGAGAAGCAGCUUCGGAAGGAGAUCAUUCGCGGCCAAGCACCGAAGAAGAACCCAACAUUCAAAGAUCAGCUGGAGAAUCUGGAUCUGAUGACCCAACUGACGGAAGGGUUCAGUGUGAGCUACAGUCCUGCCAGCUCCAGACCAGAACCUCCCUGCAUUGCUGAACCCGGGAGCAUCGACAAGGAGCAGAUCAACUUCAGCGCUGCCCGACAACAGUUCCUGAAGAUGGAGCAGGACCGUCUGAUUGCGACCCCCCGCCCUCUGUGGUCCACAAGAACACAUCUGAACAUGUCUCUGCAGCCAGGUCCGCAUGUGUCCUCGUCAAAGCAGGUGGAGGUGUACGACGGCGUUGAGGUGAGCGAAGAUACAACUCCAUUUAAACCAGCAGGAGAAGAUGAGACCUACCGAGAGAGGAAGGUGACGGUGUGCCGGACUGAGGAGAGUCUCAGCCGGCAGAGCGGUGUGUUCGAUGACCUGAACUCCGGCUUGGAGGAGCUGCCUGUGGAGGUGGGCGGCGGCUACACCAGUGAUGAAGGCGUGUUCACCGACAACACUCGGCAAGAUAACAGGAGUGGCUAUGAGACCCCGAUCGAAAGGGAGAUCCGGUUGGUUCAGGAACGUGAGGAGAACCUACGACGCUUUCGGGGGCUGAAGCACAGUGACAGCAGAACAGAGAUAGUCGAGAUCAAAACCAAACGUUUACAGUCGCCGCUGACGCCCGUCAGAGCCAAAGAGAAGAACCGAGUCAGCUUCAUCAUCCAGCGUGAGAUCCAGAAGGAGAUCCAGAGGAAGGAGGAGCCUCAGCAGCAGGGAGGGAUCCUGAGACGGUACAGUCCAGAUCCUCCACAGGCCCUGGAGGAGCCUCAGGAGCAGGGAGGGAUCCUGAGACGGUACAGUCCAGAUCCUCCAAAGGCCCUGGAGGAGCCUCAGGAGCAGGGAGGGAUCCUGAGACGGUACAGUCCAGAUCCUCCACAGGCCCUGGAGGAGCCUCAGGAGCAGGGAGGGAUCCUGAGACGGUACAGUCCAGAUCCUCCACAGGGGCCGGAGGACAUAGAGGGGCAGGUUGACCAACAGGACCAGGACAAGAGGACAGAAGAAAGACUUCAGUCUGAGUUUGGAAACGCUGACGUCUUCCCGUCGCCGUGCUGUCCUCAUCGACACCCCGAAGAAACCGAGACGGACAUCAGCCAAAUGAGUUCAGCUCCUUCUUCCUUCUCUGGUAGGGACUCAGAGGUUCAGGAUACAAGAGGUUUCCGCCAAGAUCGAACAUCGACACCUCGCCGCGAUACGACCUCAACCACGCCUGGGUCCUGGAGGGAGAACCUGGAGUCCACCGGCCUGCAGUCUAGAGGACAAGGAGCUCCAGAUUUCAUCGAGAAGGAGAUCGAGGAGGCGCUGAGACGGGAGCAGGAGCUGAGGGAGCUGAGGGAGCUGAGGGAGCUGAAGGAGCUGAGGGAGCCGAGGGAGCUGAGGGAGCUGAAGGAGCUGAGGGAGCUGAGGGAGCUGAGGGAGCUGACGGAGCUGAUGGAGCCGAGGGAGGAGACUGAUGGGAAGCUCUUCUCUCCAGCUCCUCUGGUGGAACAGGCAACCAAGAUGGCCGUCAGUCAGUUCUACCCACCUGUAAACACAGAUAAACCCGUCAGUGUGUCCUCUCCUCGUCCCUUCGUCCGUCUGCCCUCCCUGUCCUUCAUCACCGCUCAGCCCUGGUCCUCCUCACCUCCCCCCCGCUCCUCCUCCUCCCCCCCCCCUCUCAGAGGUCUGACGGAGACUCUGCUGCAGGACUUUGAGGAGAGACGAGUCAAAGUGAAGCUGGAGGACGGCGCAUAUGCGGGAAUUCAGCCGGUCGACGACGUGAAUAACGAGGUCGUUGAGUCGACUCGAGUUACUCGCCAUAAGAACCAACGCGCUCUGCGCUGGGAGGCCGGGGUGUUCUCCAACCAGGCGGACCAGUGAGACCAGCUGGACCUGGACCAGAGGCUGGACCAGGACCAGAGCCUGGACCUGGACAGGACCAGGACCUGCAGGAUAACAUGGCGACUGAGAUUGAAAUUGUUUUAAACUGGAACACUCCAAAGAAA
Messenger RNA from Sebastes umbrosus (honeycomb rockfish), 2966 nucleotides. Its product is annotated as mitotic spindle positioning. The record is from RefSeq and is a predicted model, not a curated record. NCBI's taxonomy places the organism in Eukaryota, Metazoa, Chordata, Actinopteri, Perciformes, Sebastidae. The transcript is spliced from 5 exons. The coding region runs from base 139 to 2841 and encodes 900 amino acids.